UAGGACACGUCAGCACUCAAUUUUGUUACACGUUCAUUAUAUGGCAGUCCAAAGUCCUAAAACACUCUUCCGGAUAGCCUUGUAGUGAUACAUGACACCUCGCUCUUGGCGAUACACCCGAUCGCUAAACUUCUAAACAGCAAUAGCAACAGAUGACAUCGAUCAACCGAACUGACAGAUCCGUGUCAGCAAAAAGAGUCAUCAUCAACGAACGAUUUCUUCGCGUACCAGUUUGUAACGUUCUGUGGAAACUGCUGCAUUUGGGUUCCGUCGAAAAUGGCAAAUGCAAACAAGAUGAGGACGCUUUCAAUAGUCAGGUGAUUCAAACCAUCAUUAUUGUAUCCAACGGUUGCCUUUAACGUUACGAAAAUGAGGUUACGAUUUCUCAAAAAGAACCUGCUCAUUAUCCUUGGUGUUUCUUUUAUUAUUGCCACUGUCAUGAUCACAACACGUGUAUUCAUUUCCGAUGAAGUCACGGGUGUUGUCGCUCAGGAAAACAUGUUGCCUGAUGACAAGGCAAAGUUUCAUUACAGUUCUGUUCCAGAAUUGAUCAAGUCUAUUUACAAUGCCAAUUACAAGCAAUACGUUCAGAAUGCGAACAAGUAUCCUGGGGAGACUAAAUUGGUCCUGGUUAUUCAGGUUCACAACAGACCAGACUACCUCAAAAUACUCAUCAAGUCAUUGGAAAAUACAGCUGAGGUCCACAACUUACUGCUGAUUUUCAGCCACGACUAUUUUUCAGAGGAAAUCAAUUACAUAGUGCAAGGGAUAACUUUCUGCAAGGUCUUGCAAAUAUACUUCCCCUACAGCACACAGCUCUAUCCCAGUGAGUUUCCUGGGCAGGAUUCACGGGACUGUCCACGAGACAUAUCCAAGGAUGAUGCUUUAAAAACAGGAUGCCUCAACGCUGAGCAUCCAGAUUCGUAUGGCCACUAUAGGGACGCCUCCAUCACACAGACCAAACACCAUUGGUGGUGGAAACUUCACUUUGUGUGGGAGCGAGUGCAAGCUCUGCAAGGUUACAGUGGCUUUGUUGUCUUCCUCGAGGAGGAUAACUUCAUCUUGCCCGACCUCUACCACCUCUUCAAGGAGAUGGUUAAAUACAGGAAGAGCAGCUGCCCUGACUGUGACAUGCUGGCGCUAGGCAACCACAACGGCCUGGCAGGAUUUGAUAAGCUCAGCAACAAGGUGCAGACUGCCGGGUGGAUGUCUACCAAGCACAACAUUGGCAUGGGCAUUUCCAGAGAGGUGUACUACAAGCUGAUGGGUUGCAACAAUGACUUCUGCUCCUACGAUGACUACAACUGGGACUGGACCCUCCAGCACCUGUCAGGGACUUGCAUCUCCAAGCCACUCAAAGUGCUGGUGGCCCAGGGGUCCAGGGUUCUCCAUACUGGUAACUGUGGGCUGCACCAGAACAAGGAAGCCUGUCGCCCUGAGCUGGCCCUAAAGAAAGCACAGGUGUCCCUUAAGCUUGCCAAAGCUUACCUCUUCCCUCAGUCCCUGGCCCUAACAAAUGCAGAUUCAGUGGAGCACAAGGCUCAUAUGAAAAACGGAGGGUGGGGUGAUAUCCGUGACCAUGUCCUUUGUAAUAACUAUGCCAAACGUCUAUGAACAAUGGACUUCUCAUUCUCAUCUUUUUGAUGUACUGAGAGGGUUGAGUCAACAAGUGCCAUUUAAAAUGUUCAGGGUUCCAAAGGCUGCAGUGUGUUAUAUAUGUUUUUUUUUUUAAAUGAGGUCUUCCAAGGGGUUUGUUAUGGUGUGUAUGCAGCACUGUGAUUUAUAGCUUGGUUGUUAUUACUCUUAUUACCAAAAGUAACAUGAUCGCCAAAUAUAUUUCUUUAUUUUUCAAAACGGAUUAUAAACAAGCUGAUUUUAUUUUUGCUUUUUAAUGUAAAGCAUUACGAUGUUAUACUUCAUAAAAAAUAGCAUACAAUGUUUCAGGACCAGCAGCUAAUUAUUAUGGUGCACAUAAAUUACUUUACAUAGAAAAUAAAACUGAAUCAGCGUUAUACAUCCUUGACUUCUAUUACAUGUUAGAUCGUUGCCAUUUGUAUACAUUCUUCAGAACAGAUAAGAGAGUUGAGCCGUUUGCCCAAAUGGGGUGACGCUUGCCCAGCUUCAGAAUCCCUUACCCAUCUACAAUUAUAAUAGUUGUGCUUUAAAUGAUAUGUGGUGCAUACAGUACAAAUAGAAAACCAACAGCAAAAGUAAUUGUUUGAUAUGUAAUGCACACAGCUAUAGGUUGUAUUGUAUAUAGAAAGUGACAAUCAUGAAAUGUCUUGUUAUAUAUAUGCCACUAAACCAAUGAUCACUUUGUGGCUGACAAUUGGUUUUACUGGGGAAUUACUUACUGUACAUAAACUACAGUAUGACAUUU
Molecule: messenger RNA, 2380 nt
Organism: Oncorhynchus masou masou (cherry salmon)
Lineage: Eukaryota; Metazoa; Chordata; Actinopteri; Salmoniformes; Salmonidae
Product: alpha-1,6-mannosyl-glycoprotein 2-beta-N-acetylglucosaminyltransferase-like
Exons: 2
Coding region: 370-1614 (414 amino acids)
Biological process (GO): protein N-linked glycosylation; oligosaccharide biosynthetic process
Cellular component (GO): Golgi membrane; Golgi stack
Molecular function (GO): alpha-1,6-mannosylglycoprotein 2-beta-N-acetylglucosaminyltransferase activity
Source: RefSeq, a predicted model, not a curated record